Messenger RNA from Linum trigynum, 1437 nucleotides. The record is from the annotation of a GenBank genome assembly. NCBI's taxonomy places the organism in Eukaryota, Viridiplantae, Streptophyta, Magnoliopsida, Malpighiales, Linaceae.
ACGACCAUGGGAGAGUGUAAGCAUGGACUUCAUCAUCGGACUUCCCAAAGUCGAUGGAUGUGGUUGCAUCAUGGUUGUGGUGGACAGGUUCUCGAAGUAUGGAGUGUUCAUUCCUGGGCCAAAAGACUUGACGGCAGGGGAUGCGGCACGUCUAUUCUUCAAGAACGUGGUCAAGUAUUGGGGCAUUCCUAGCAACAUUGUGAGCGACAGAGAUGGGCGCUUCACGGGCAGAUUUUGGCGAGAGUUGUUCAAGAUCAUGGGCUCAAACUUGAACUUCUCGACGGCAUUUCAUCCUCAAAGCGACGGACAGACGGAGCGGGUGAAUGCCUUGUUGGAGGUGUACUUGCGGUACUACGUGAGUGCAAACCAACGAGAUUGGGUGAAGUUGAUGGACACGACACAGUUCUCCUACAACUUGCACCGCAACGAGUCGACCAACACGAGUCCAUUUGAGUUGGCGAUGGGGCAACAACCUUUGACACCUACGACGGUGGCAACGGGGUAUAGAGGCAACAGUCCGGCAGCCUACAAGUUCGCUAAAGGCUGGCACGAGAAGAUGGAGAUGGCCAAGUCUUACUUAGCCCGCGCUACCAAGAAGAUGAAGAAAUGGGCGGAUAAGAAGAGGCGGCACUUGGAGUUUGAAGAGGGAGACAUGGUGAUGGUCAAGUUCUACCCUCAUCGCUUCAAGCAUCUCAAGAACGUGCACAAAGGACUGCUUCGCCGCUAUGAAGGGCCAUUCCCCAUCGUGAAGAGGAUUGGCAAGGUGGCGUACAAGGUGGAGGUGCCGUCGCACUUAGAGAUCCAUCUGGUCUUUCAUGUGAGCCAACUCAAGGCUUCAACGAAGACAAGGAGGACGAGCAGCGAAGAGAGUUGCAGCGCGCACCAACACUCAUCACCAAGACACACGACCAUGAAGUUGAAGAAAUCAUGGCGGGUCGUGUCAUUCCUCGUCGUGGCGUACAUCCAAGCUUUGUGGAGUACUUGGUCAAGUGGCGCAACCUUCCGAAGAGUGAAGCAACUUGGGAGAAAGAGCUCACGCUUUGGAAGAACAAGGACUUGAUCGAGGCAUUCCAUCAAGAGGACGCGACAAGGGCGUCGCGAGCAUAGGUGGGGGAGGAUGUCACAUGUGGCAGAUGACAUGGCGCCAACAAGGUGACAAUAUGGCGGCUGCACAUGUGGCAUGUAUGGAAGACUAGUAGGAUAGAGAUGCUCCUAGGAUUCUCCACCGAAAUGAGAGCUUAAUGGUGCACUUAUGAGUCACAUAAUGGGUGACAUUUAUAGAGUGCGUAAUGGGGGACUUAAUGGGGUGUAUUGAUGUAGAGGGACAUUAUGAGGGGCAUUGAUGCCUUGUAUGAGGAGAGGCCUAUAUAAGGAGUCAUCUCCCUCACUUGUAACUCAUUCCAUCAUUUUGUAGAGUAAUACACACUAAAGAGUUCU